Messenger RNA from Trichobilharzia regenti, 844 nucleotides. NCBI's taxonomy places the organism in Eukaryota, Metazoa, Platyhelminthes, Trematoda, Strigeidida, Schistosomatidae. The record is from the annotation of a GenBank genome assembly.
CAGACGGAUUACAACAGUUUAACAGGCCACCAAGAACAGUAUAAAAUUUGGAAAGUGUAGCCAGACUAAAUAAAGGAAACAGAGAAAAUGUUCAACUCAGUGUCCAGUUACAUAUCUGUGAUAAUGCUGCUGGUAUUCGCUGCCAUAAGCGAAGUCGAAUCAACUAAGUUAGAAGACAUUGAGAAGUUGCUUUCGAAGUCUAAAGAUCAGUUACCCAUUUCAGCUCGGUUUGUUAUCAACAGUGAAGCAGCAAUUAAACAGCUUCAAGAUAAGAUUAAUAAUGAAACUGCAGUUAAAGGCAACGGCAACCUUGAGAACUAUGUCAACUGCUGGAGAGAGUCUUUUAGAAGCUUUUCUGGACUGACAUUAUUUGACGAUAUCAGAAUCGGACUUACAAACCAACAUGUACAAUAUGGUCCAUACGCAGAGGAGUAUUCUCUUCUACAAUGUGUCCAGGAAGAAUCGGAUGCUUACGAAGCUAUGUUGCGAUCAGCAGAAUCAGUCGACUGUGACGGUUAUGGACCAUUGGGAAACGAAGAAGAUCUUCAGGAAUUGCAGAAAAAAAUAAAAGCUUCAUAUAAAUACAGAAUGUUUUAUGGUCAUGCAAUGUUGCUGACGAAAAUUCAUGAAACUGCUAUCGAGAGGUUGAAACGGGCAGGAAAAAGAAACUAGACGAGAAUACGAAUGUCCUGCACACGCUAGCAUGGGAAAUGUGUAUUCUGCACAUUACUGAAAUGUAUUUGUGUGCAGUGGAUUUCGUGAACACUUCUAACUGAAUAACUCACUUUCAUAAUAAUGCUUACUGUCUUUCUUCUAAAUACAAUUUCAUAAUUCAAAUAUUUAA